AACGAGUGGUUAGGACUUGUUGGUGGGAAGGAUUUGUUGAUCUAGGGUAUAUAGACUGAAACGAGUGAUCACCGCUUCCUAUUGCGUUUUUUUUUUCUUUGAGCGUGGGAAAAUAAAUUGGGCUGUAUAUCAGUGGCGUUACUUUCCUUAAUCCCUUUACGCACUGGCUACUUCUCCCACGCCGUGAGCUCUAUAGGAAAAUCUACUGGGCCGAAGUGUCUGCUGAUCGCCAGGGGUUUUAAGUUUAUAUAUUUGUAUGCAGCUUGUCACACAAUGCAGACGUCAUCUCCACAGGAUUUAGAUCAGCUUUGGUUAUGUUUUUUCCUCCGUGGCUGCUAUCGCGCCAAGCCGCCUGUGUUUGUGGGAUACGGUGAAGAAAAUAUGUUUUGAGAACGUUAUCCGGCAGAUCGGCAGGUACUUGGAAUAUAACUUUGCAUUAAUGUAGCCUGCUGCAUCAAUUUAUAACUGUUAUACCGUUGCGUAUUUCUUUCCAUCUGCCAAUGUGUGACUGUUGAUCAGUCACCGCAGAGUCGCUGUCGCGGAUUGCCUUUUGCAAACUUGGAGUUCGUUUCGCCCGGGCUGCUGUGCUUUCACACGAGAGGUGAUCUUCUCAGGAGGCGCCUGCAUUUGCUUGAUUGCUGCCGGAAUACCGGCGCACAUGCACAAGCGUCCCCACUGCCACCCAAACAACGACUUCUGAUAGAGUAACCUCGUCUGGCAGAAGGAGGAGAAAACGGAGGGUGAAAGGAGGAAAGAGUGGGUGAACGUGCUGUGAGGACGCUGCAGCCGGUAUUGGACAUUUAUGGAGGCGAUGCUACUGAACGUGUCACAGACAAUGAACAAAAACAUCACUGUGCAGGUAUGAAUAAUGCUCUGAAAUCUCGGUCCGCGUGAGUUUGGCAUAGCUCUUCAAGACUAUGGUUAUUGAUGCAUGUAUGGAAUUACGCAUGAACUGAUCUCAUUUUUCCAUCAUGUCCAAGAAUUUUUCGAGUGAUGAUGACAGCUGUUUUAAUAUCGGAAUUAUCAUGUAGUAUUUGAACAAAAAAGAAAACCAGCUCCUAAAAAUAUAUAUAUAUUUGACAUUUGACACCACGGAACGGACCACUUAGCCGCCACCAUGGGACUGUGACCCGGGCUGCGAGCUCUGAGAGGCGGCUGUUUGUGUAGUCUGUGCUCCGUGUGCAGACUGGACCUGAGCAGUUGUGACAUUUUGAGCCAUGGCUGCUGCUAUCGCAAGUGGGCUGAUCAGACAGAAGAGACAGGCACGGGAGCAGCAUUUAGACCGGCCCUCGACCAACCGACGUAGGAAGAGCCCCAACAAGAACAAGGGGCUAUGCAAUGGGAACCUGGUCGACAUCUUCUCUAAAGUGCGCAUCUUCGGCCUCAGGAAGCGGAGACUACGGAGACAAGAUCCCCAGCUCAAGGGUAUAGUGACCAGGUUAUAUUGCAGGCAGGGAUACUACUUGCAAAUGAACCCCGAUGGCUCUCUUGAUGGGACCAAGGAUGACAGCAGUAAUUCCUCUUUGUUCAACCUUAUUCCUGUGGGCCUCAGAGUUGUCGCCAUUCAGUCCGUGAAGACAGGGUUAUACAUCGCCAUGAAUGGGGAGGGCCAUCUGUACACAUCAGAACUCUUUACAGCGGAGUGCAAGUUCAAAGAGUCAGUGUUUGAGAACUACUAUGUGAUCUACUCAUCCAUGUUGUACAGACAACAGGAGUCGGGGAGAGCUUGGUUCCUAGGGCUCAAUAAAGAGGGCCAAGCCAUGAAGGGGAACCGAGUGAAAAAAACAAAACCAGCUGCUCACUUCCUGCCCAAGCCAUUAGAAGUCGCCAUGUACAGAGAGCCAUCGUUGCAUGAUGUUGGAGAGACAGUGCCCAAGGCGGCAGUACCUCCAAGUAAAAGCACAAGUGAGCCGGCGGUGAUGAACGGAGGUAAACCUGUCAGCAAGCCCGACAAGCCCCCCACCACAUAGCCACACUUGACCAGUGCCCUGUGUGUGUGUGUGUGUGUGUGUGUGUGUGUGUGUGUGUGUGUGUGUGUGUGUGUGUGUGUGUGUGUGUGGAGGGGGUGGGAGACCUGACGGAGGCAGGGCUUUCCCCCGACUAGACUCCAGACCCUCUUCCUCCUGUGGAUCAGAUCCAGGCGAACCUCCCUUCCUUUCUUCUCUUACUCAUCCUCCCUUUCUCCAGCUGUCUCAACAUGGGCGGAUGGAUUAUGAGGCGACUGAGUUUCUCCAGCACAGGAGGGAAGAGGACCUCUGAUCAUGGAAUGCCUUUAGAGUCCUCUGAAACUGUGAGAAAUCAUGUGAAUAACGCGUGUUUCACAACCACGCUCAUGGUACGUUGCUUGCUAAUGGUUCAUUCAAGAAACCUCCCCCCUCUCCAUAAUGCCCUGUUGCAGCAGAGUCUGUGCACCUUCAGAUCUAUUUUCUAUACCACAGUUCACCAGCUAUGUUCUGGGAUAGAGACUGUAUAGAUAGAGUAAAUAUUUGGACGUCGUCCUCUAUUUUUUACGAGUAUGUUCCCCUCUCCCUCUCUUUCUAUCUCUAGUCACACACUUUUCUCUUUGUCAAGUAACCUAGAAAAGAUAAAAACAUUUUGCAAGGGAGUUGUGUGAUUUUAUAAGCAACACAUUCACACAGAUGUGGCAUAAAAAACAAACAAUCCAAAUUUUCUUCUUGCUUACAACAUGCACACACACUUACAGACAGACAUACAGAGUUUGUGGGAAAAAUCAGAGAUGUUGCUUUUUACAGCUGAUAAAAACACACUGGAGGCUGGCAGAUAGCUCCUGCAAUCAUAGUUGAUGAAGUGCUAAUUACCGCCACUGCAAUCAAUGUGAGGAGCUCCCUACACGCACACAAACACACACACACGUAUAAACAGAUGUGUGUGUGUGUGUGUGUGGGUGGGAGAGCGCUGUAAGGAAUGGUGUAUACAUAUCACUAUCUAAGUCCCACCAGCGGUUCAGUCCGCCUUCUCUGGUAAAUAGAAAACCUGAAGUCUAUUUUUCUUUAAUCUUAUUUCAGAGCGUGGGCUCUAGGAAUAUCUCUAGGCCUUGUAGGCCUCUAUCCCUCACUCACUGACUUCUUUGGACGACAAGGCAAGGCUUGUGGCUUUGACCCAGAUGGUCUAUAACUGCAGCACUGGCAGGCAUCUUAUGAUCUUAUGGCAGCGUCUACUAAAAGCCAGAAAACAACAUGGCUGAAAACCAGUAGGCGACAUUUAUACUGGCUGCAUCCCUAUUUGGUUCAGCAAACUAAAGCAUGGGCAAGGUUAAUAUUGUGUUCUCUCUUCUUGCAGCAGUUAUACAAGAGAUGGCUUAUAUUGUAACAUUUUCACUGUAUAAAACUUAGGGAAAAUGAAUAUUAAAAUAACUUUUUAAAUGACUGGAUAUUAUUAUUGUUAUUAUUAUUAUUAUUAUUAUUAUUAUGGGAGGAUUUGUCUCCUAGCUCAGCAUGCAGAGUCCAGUACUGAUCAUCUUGGCCUAUCACGUGCCUGUUUGGACCUUGAUUCCCGGCAUGCAAAAACAGGUUCCCAGUCCCCACUGGGCCAAAGGUGCCUCACCCACCCGAUACAUCCAUGUAGAGGACACGUAGCAUUAUCCAUUGAAAAACCACACUCAGAUGUAUUCAUUAUGAAAUGACCAAAGUCUUUUUUCAUCCCAAGAAGAACUGAUUCUUUAAAAAAAGAAAACAAAUCUGAUUCUCUCUCUGAUUCAAUUCAUCAAAGCUUUCACUGUGAUAGCAUUUGUUCUGUCCGAAAGAAUCAACUUUGCUCAGACCCCCCAAGGUCUUGACUGAUGUCAUUUUGGAGAAGUACGUAUACCUUGAAUUAAUCACAUGCAUGCUUUUUGUAUAAGGAACAAGGUAUGGGUAUUGUUCUUCACUCUGUGUAAGCUGAAGAGCACUGAAGUUCGGUGUGGGAGUUGAAUGGGCAUGUUGUAGGCUACAGCACACACACAGCUAAUCUGAAGGUAUCCCACUGCACUUUCUGUUUUGCAUUUUCAUCAUGACUGUUAGUUUAUCAAAGCUCUACCUGAUCAAUCAAUAUAUAGCAUUUGUCUUGCUUUAAUGAUUUUUCCUAAUAGUUUUGUUAGAUAAGAUUUAGAAUAGUAAGUACAUUGUCGCUGCUGUGUGCUGCUAAAACUGCAGCUAUAUUAAGAGAUUUUUUUGGUGAAUAUAAUUUUAUUUUAUUUGGAUUACACAUGACCAUUUCUUAUUACAGCACAUCAAAGCACAUUAGUUAGAAUUCAAUAUUUGUCUGUACAAAGUUAAUGCUAUAACAAAAAUGGUGUACUAUACACACAGGAGCUGGAAACCACUGUAGUUGUAUUUGGGGCUGAUGUUCUGUCCUCAUUACAGCCAAUCAUCCUCCAUUCUUACAAACUCUACAUGCUGGGCUGGCUGCUGCUCCAGCCCUGCAGACCAGUUAACUGGCUCCUCCAAGGCUGACUUUAUUUUUGUAAAUGACCGGUGUGUAAAUGUACAUCUCUGUUUGGAUCUCUGUAGCCACCGUUUUUUUGUUUGUGUUCUCAUUUUCUCUCGUAUACGGGUUGUGUGUGAUGUCGUCUCCUGAUCCUGAUCACAUUUGCUUUGCUCCCCCUCUCUUCAGAUGUGUUACAAGAAUAUUCUAGAAAACUUAGUUUCUCUGUUGCUUCUGUUUUCAACCUUUUAUUUUGUACGUUGUCCCAUCUGUUGCAUGGGGAGAGGAUGGCAUUGAUGAACUGCAUGUAGUAGGCUAUGUCUAUCGAGAACUGUUGGUAUGUACCGCUAAUUUUACAUACAUAUAUGCAAUGAGUUUGUCUACACUAUACAGUUUGUGUUUGUUGUAUACACAUAUACAACAUACUGAAUAAAAUAUUUAUAUAAAAGGUGUACUGUAAUGUCAGUAACAUACUUAAUGCAAUAUAUUGUGCAGUAUAUUAUUGCACCUGUCAUUUUUGAUGGGACAAAGAAAACAGAGGGGUUGGCUAGUUUAGCAUGAAAAAGGCCAAAGUAGAAUUUACAUUAAAUUUUCUUUGUGACUUCUUAUUGGUCCUCUUUUCAAGUGGUGACUGAGCUCUUGUGUCAAUGCAGCUCUCAUUCCCUGAUGCCACCUUUUGAAGUGACAUGGACAUCCAGCAUGCCACAACUGAACUAUGUAUGCCCUCUUUGUUUCCUCCACUUACUGUAGAAUUUAACCUUAUCACUAGAGUUGAGUGAGAAACGUCCAUCAAGUACCUUUAGUAUAGUGGGGGUUUCAUGGUAGAUUGUUUGGUUUGAUUUCCCGGUGGAGAAGAAUAGGCACUCUUAAAAUGAUUUAUUUUCAAAAAAAAAUAUAUAUAUAUACCAUUGCAAGUAUGCCCAUUGGAGUUAUGUCAUGUUAUAACAAAUUUAUAGCCAUGUAUGAUUAAGGUCUUCGCAUUGUUUUCCAUGCAAAAUGUUGUCAUGCGGCACAUUUAAUGUUUUAUUAUUAAAAAGAAAUAAAAACCUCAAACAAUAA
Molecule: messenger RNA, 5481 nt
Organism: Siniperca chuatsi (mandarin fish)
Lineage: Eukaryota; Metazoa; Chordata; Actinopteri; Centrarchiformes; Sinipercidae
Gene: fgf14
Product: fibroblast growth factor 14
Exons: 5
Coding region: 1218-1970 (250 amino acids)
Biological process (GO): animal organ morphogenesis; positive regulation of gene expression; positive regulation of protein phosphorylation
Cellular component (GO): cytoplasm
Molecular function (GO): fibroblast growth factor receptor binding; growth factor activity
Source: RefSeq, a predicted model, not a curated record